CAGAAGUGGUUUGCAUCGUUAUGUUAAUUCUUUGCAUCAAUACCGAUGCAACAAGAUAUAAUUUACCAAUAAACUGUCAACUUCAGCCAGAUAAAGGACUAUGUCGGGCAGCAAUAUAUCGUUAUUAUUACAAUGUUUCUAUUCAUGAAUGCGAACUUUUUCUUUAUGGUGGAUGUCUCGGAAACGGAAACAAUUUCGAAUCCUUACAGGAAUGCAGCGAUUAUUGUUCUGCAAAAAAUUUAGAUGAUCUACCAAAACCAAGUGGUAAAAACAGUCAAAAGUGGUAGCUGGUCACGGGUUGGAACGUCAUCAGCUGACUAGGCUCAUUGAGUUUUUACGUCUUUUUCGUGUGUUUUACUCG
Molecule: messenger RNA, 361 nt
Organism: Centruroides sculpturatus (bark scorpion)
Lineage: Eukaryota; Metazoa; Arthropoda; Arachnida; Scorpiones; Buthidae
Product: kappaPI-actitoxin-Avd3b-like
Exons: 3
Coding region: 21-287 (88 amino acids)
Molecular function (GO): serine-type endopeptidase inhibitor activity
Source: RefSeq, a predicted model, not a curated record